Tachysurus vachellii is the source of this 1020-nucleotide messenger RNA. Its product is annotated as CCN family member 1-like. Gene Ontology annotation, biological process: signal transduction; cell adhesion. Gene Ontology annotation, molecular function: heparin binding; integrin binding. NCBI's taxonomy places the organism in Eukaryota, Metazoa, Chordata, Actinopteri, Siluriformes, Bagridae. Gene Ontology annotation, cellular component: extracellular region; extracellular matrix. The transcript has 5 exons. The coding region runs from base 1 to 1020 and encodes 339 amino acids. The record is from RefSeq and is a predicted model, not a curated record.
AUGAAGAGGGAAACCCGAGGAGCGUUUUUCACCAUCUCUGUCCUCCUCUACGUCCUCGCACGGGUCACGUGUCAGCCGUGUUCAGGUCCAUGCCAGUGUCCAUUUCUCACUCCAAUUUGCCCCCGUGGGGUUCCUCUGGUCCUGGACAGGUGUCACUGCUGUCAGAUCUGUGCACGACAAGAAGGUGAACUCUGCUCUGAAACUGAGGUGUGUGACGCUCAGCGCGGUUUGGAGUGUGACUACAGUGCCAGUUUCCCACACGGACCCGGAGAGUGUGUCCGGCGAAGCACGCUCGGCUGUGAGUACUUGGGCAAGAGGUACGAAGAGGGUCAGUCGUUUAAGCCCUCAUGCACGCAGCUGUGCAACUGUGUGGGUGGCGGCGUCACGUGCGUCCCUCUGUGUACUGAGGAUCUGAACACACCGAACUGCCAACACCCAAGACUGGUGAAGGUGCCUGGGCGCUGCUGCAGAGAGUGGGUGUGUGACGGCACAGAAAACAGCAAUGUGCUGGAAAACACGGCAGGUAUUAAAACAUUUAGGUCCUGGCAGGACACGUCUGUACCUAGCAGAGUCUCUAGGUCCUACUGCAUCGAACAGAGCACCGAGUGGAGUGUGUGUUCACGCAGCUGUGGUCCAGGUGUGUCCACACGAGUCUCAAACAGAAACUCGGCCUGUCAACCAGAAACCCUCACACGCCUGUGUGUGGUCAGACCCUGUUCCCCUGGCCUGACCUCCAGAGACUCAGGGCCGGGUGUGUGUGAGAGCAGUUACCGCUCGGUCGUACCAGUCCGCUUCCAGCAUCACGGCUGCUACAGCGCUCAGUCCUACAGGCCGCUGUUCUGUGGAACGUGUUCUGAUGGACACCGCUGCAGCCCUGAGCACACCAGGACCGCACUCGUCACCUUCCGCUGCCCGCAACGACACACCGCUCAACACGCCGUCAUGAUGAUCAAGUCGUGCAUCUGCCAUCAUGGCUGCCCUCAUCCAAACAGCUCCAGAGGAACAAAAUCCUGGCUCUAG